Messenger RNA from Drosophila navojoa, 1841 nucleotides. RefSeq lists its product as uncharacterized. Gene Ontology annotation, molecular function: protein binding. NCBI's taxonomy places the organism in Eukaryota, Metazoa, Arthropoda, Insecta, Diptera, Drosophilidae. The record is from RefSeq and is a predicted model, not a curated record.
GUUUAGUUACCGAGUGAUAGCCAAAAGGGGCACGAGCACAAGAAUUUUGGACCAGUCGGUGUCAGCGUGCGUUGUGAUGUGAUGUGAGGCAGCAGAGCGAUGCUCUAAGAUCUACUACAGCAAACGAAAUAUAAAGAAACGUAACUAAAUGUAAUCUAGCAACUACACAAAGUAUAGAAAGUGCAGUGACGCGAGUCCGAAAAAUAAAAGCGCGCAAGCAAAGAAAAAAGUAAUAAUAGUAAUAAAAGAAGGUGUAAUAUAGAGUGAGGUGCAAAGUGAAUAAACUGCACAGAGCCACAGAAGCCGUGAGCCGCAGCAUGUGAAGUCGUCGGACGCAGCAGCGGAGAAACGAGCAUACAAAAGAAACGAUAUUUAUGCUCUGAAUAUUGGGAGAGCUUACAAAAUUUACGUGGCAGAUGAAAUACAACGAAAUUCAAUUGGUUUUGAUUUUGCAAUAAAAAGCAAAAAAACAAAUAUAAAUAAAUAUAUAUACAUAUACAGUUGAUUCUGAUACGGCGCGGCUUCAAGGCUAAAUUGAUUGAGUAGAGGAUAUCGACAGAGCGCGAGCACAUCAUAAAUCCAUACAGAAAAUGCUGAAGCUGCACAAGUCCAGGUGCGAGCACCUGUUAAUAACCAUCAGCCUGCUAAUCUAUGCCGGGAACCAGCUGAAUGUCGUCAGCGCAACGACACAGAUGGACUGGCGGCCCAUACCGCAGCUCUGUGAUCCCAUACAAUGUCCGGCUGAUGCGGACAUGGAGUGCCCGGAGGACAGCGCCAUACGGGAGAUGCGCGAGAUAAGUGCCGUGAAUCUGUUGAGCUCGAAUGCGGUCGGCGGCGGCCUCGGUGGGGCAAUGGAGACAACGGAGCGCAGUGUCUACAACAGCAGCCAGGUGCCGGACGAGCUGUUCGCCCUCUGCUGUCUGUCCAAGAAGUGCAUGUGCAAGACGUGCUACAACAUACCCGGCUGCAACACGGACGAGGGCGAGGUUGUGGUCGAGCUGCAGCCGGAGGACAUGAAUACGCCGGGCCAGUGCUGUGGCAAGUACGAAUGCAAGCCGGAGCCGAACUGUUCGGACGUGCGAAACACGAACUAUUACUGGCUGCAGAGCUGCCAGCGCUGUCUGUGCAACUCCGGGGCGCGGAUUUGCCAGCAGAGCUGUGACGAGGGCAAGAAUGCCAUCUGCGAGUCAAAGAACCUGAACAUGUACUUCAAGGACGGCGACAGCUGGAAGGACGGCUGCUAUCAGUGCGAGUGCGUAAAGGGCGAACAGAAGUGCGUGAUACCGCUCUGCGCCCACGUCAAUUGCCCCAGCGAGCGUCAGGUGAUGAUCAAGGACCACUGCUGUCCCGUCUGCUGGCCCAAGGGCGCGCCCAUGCCCCACGAGAAGCCCAGCAACUAUGACGACGGCUAUGGCUAUGAGCGCGAGGAGCCAGCCCAGCCAGAAACAGAUGCCGAUGUCGAAACUGACGAUGAUGCUGAAGCUGAAGCUGAAACAGAAACUGAAUUGCCUGUGGUGCCGCUGGCAGAUGAGAUUAUCGUCAGCAGCAGCACCACAACCACCAGCAGCACCACCAGCCGUCCCAGCGUCACACCAAACGCUGAACUAAUCGACUUUCCCCGGGUGGACGCCUCAGCUCCGCCCUGCCAGCCGGCCGACUUUCCCAAAGUUGUGGAGGUCGUGCAUCGGGAUAGUUUGCCCAACAAUGUCAAGCACGUUGCGAUUGUGGUGCUCACCCUCGUAUCAUUGUGCGAGUACUUGUACAUAAGGCGUCUGCUGGCCAAACAGCGUUCCUACAGGCCCGUCUCCAACUUUGAUGACAAGGUCUAGAAACCGAAAGAG